UAUUUUCUUUUUCUUUGAUGUUAUUUUGGAAGUGAAUGUUAUUAUUAUUAUUGCUUUAUAAAUGCAGGUAAGUAAGAGGAAAGAUCAGUUUUUUCUUUUUUAAAUCGGGACAUUUCUGUGUGGGAUUUGAGAGGAUCCAUGGCUGCCCCAACUGCUAGAGCUCGGGCUGAUUAUGAUUUUCUCAUUAAACUUCUUUUGAUUGGUGAUAGUGGAGUGGGGAAGAGUUGUCUGCUUUUACGUUUUUCUGAUGGUUCCUUUACUACUAGUUUCAUAACGACCAUCGGCAUAGAUUUCAAAAUAAGAACGAUCGAGCUUGAUGGUAAGAGAGUCAAAUUACAAAUCUGGGAUACAGCUGGUCAAGAGCGAUUUCGAACUAUUACAACAGCAUACUACCGUGGAGCUAUGGGGAUUUUGCUGGUUUAUGAUGUUACUGAUGAGUCAUCUUUCAAUAAUAUUAGGAAUUGGAUUCGCAAUAUCGAACAACAUGCUUCAGACAAUGUCAACAAGGUUCUGGUUGGAAACAAGGCUGACAUGGAUGAGAGCAAAAGGGCUGUGCCAACCUCCCAGGGUCAAGCUCUUGCUGAUGAGUAUGGUAUCAAGUUUUUCGAAACUAGUGCAAAGACGAAUUUGAAUGUGGAGGAGGUUUUCUUUUCGAUAGCCAGCGACAUUAAGCAAAGGCUCACAGAAUCUGAUAAUAAGGCUGAGCCAGCCGCAAUCAAAAUCAAUAAGGAAGACCCUGGAGCAAGCAGUGCUCAAAAGUCGAAUUGCUGCGGAUAGUAAUGGGAUUAAAAAGGGUAUGCAGAUUCAAAAUGGAAGGUUCAGCUUCACAGUUGCUCUGAUGUAAAACCAAUCGUUCAUGUAUUUAUUCUCUUGUUUUUUA
This is a messenger RNA of Hibiscus syriacus, 880 nucleotides long. Its product is annotated as ras-related protein RABE1c-like. The record is from RefSeq and is a predicted model, not a curated record. Gene Ontology annotation, cellular component: plasma membrane. Bases 139 to 777 code for a protein of 212 amino acids. Lineage: Eukaryota; Viridiplantae; Streptophyta; Magnoliopsida; Malvales; Malvaceae. The transcript has 8 exons. Gene Ontology annotation, molecular function: GTPase activity; GTP binding. Gene Ontology annotation, biological process: regulation of exocytosis; protein secretion.